UUCUCGGAAGUUCUUUUCAGCGUCCGAGAGUAUCGUGUUGUAAGGUGUAAGGUAUCUUGUUCUUUCUGAGCGUAGCGACGAGAUCAAUUCGGCAGCUUCCUGUCCGAUAGCAAACAAAGUACAACUAUUAACAUACUAGUACGCGUGCCGUACAACAAACCACCGCUAGGACGUAUUCACGAUUGAUUGUUGAUUUACUAUGCAGCCGACGGAAGAAAGCCACCAGGAAAACAUCCUCGAGAUCUCCGCCGUUGAGGUCGAGUACAGCAAUGCCAGCAACCAAAAGGGGACCAUCACGCCGUCCAAUUCUUCGGACGAGGACGAGGACGGAAACACAAAACCGAAGAACGACUACAAGGACUACGAGCGCGAUCCCUUCUUCGCCUUUGUUCCACAGCUGGCCAGGUGGGGAUGCGGACUCCUCGCGAACGAGGGAAGAAUCGUCCAAAAGGGAGUCCUUUCCGCGCCGGGUUUUACCAAGGACUUUCUUGCCGAUACUUACCGUUACUAUCGCGAGAACCCCCGCAUUCUGUACAAGGAAAUCGUUUCGGGCUUUACCGUUGCCAUCAUGCAGGUUCCCGAAUCGAUUGCCUUUUCCUUCGUCGCCGGCGUUCCCCCCCUUAGCGGAUUGCAGGCGACCUGGUGGAUGGCCUUCAUCACCGGGAUUCUUGGCGGCAAGCCGGGCAUGAUCUCGGGUGCGGCGGGUGCCCUCGCGGUAGUGGUAACCAAGCUCACCGCCUCGGACGGCGUGCUGUCCUACCUGACCGUCGAGGAACGCCUGAACGUCCUGUACAUGACCAUGUUCGUUUGCGGGCUGUUUCAGAUCGGAUUUGCAGUCUUUCGGCUGGCCAAGCUCGUCCGCCUCAUCCCGGAAACGGGCAUGAUCGGAUUCAUGAACGGUGAGUGCUAUGACCGACUCUGUCCGGGGUCGCACCCCCUCGUGCGACCCUCUCGGGGGGCAGUGAUCCCGAGUGCCGUCGUUGUGUGUGGCUUUUGUAAUCGAAGUGUUUUUCUGCCGUUUCAUAGUGUCUUGUUCCACUCAAAUUCAAUCGUGUUUCUCUCAACCCAACGCAUCUCGGAAUGGACUACCAAUCGAUCAAUAUAUUAGGUCUCGCAAUCAUUAUUUUUAUGGCACAGCUACCGGCAUUCCAGUAUUGUACUAGCGAGCCUCUGUUUAUCGAAUGCGAGGUGGAUGAACGACAGUGGCUGACUUUUGGUGGACAGCCCGUCGAAUUGUCAUUGGUCUUGGUUCAUGUUGCCAUGUGCAUGGCGAUCAUGCACUUCUUUCCGAAGAUUCCAAAGAUUGGAAAAUUGAUUCCUGCCUCGCUUGUUGGAUUGCUAGUUGGAACAUUGAUCGAAUGGACUUUAUUUCGCAAGGUUAUUGGACAGGGGACCCGAACGGUAAGCUUUGGGGAUAUUAUAUGGAUCGAGGAAAUCUGCAAUCCUUUCUCGCCAAAAGAAAGACGUCGCUAACUCGUUGUUCUUUCCUUUUAUCCAGGUGGCAGAAACAGCACCUAUUGCUGGAGCGCCACCCAAGUUCGAUUGGCCCACUAUUCCUACCGACGGUCAAACUAUUCAAACCAUGCUACUUUUUGCCAUUCAGCUGGCCGCCAUUGGUGCGGUGGAAUCUGUUUUGACUCUUCAAGCCUGCAACGAAAUUACGGACACCGUCCCAAAAAUAAGCGACUCGAAUCAAGAAUGUUUUGCGCAGGGGCUCGCAAACCUGGUCUGUGGAUUGUUCCGAGGUAAGUUGGGAGCUUCGCGUGCGUGCAAAGAGAUUCACUGGCAGAUGGAUUUGCUCGAAUGUUGAGACACAACACCAAAUCUAACAUGCUGUUGUCACAUCUUAUUCAGCAAUGGGCGGAGAUGCCAUGAUUGGUCAAUCAACCAUCAAUAUUAUGAAUGGGGCACGCCAUCGUGUAAGCUCCACCAUGUCUGGGGUGUUCAUGUUGCUCUUCACGCUUGUCUUGAGUCCUUUCAUCAACCUUUUGCCCAUCGCUACGUUGACGGGAGUCUUAUUCAUUGUGGUCAUCUCGACCUUCCAGUGGAAAACAUUUGUCAUCCUGAGGUAUGGACGCUUAUCUGACAGCGUUGCUAUUCUGCUGGUAACGAUUGUUGCGGUCUUUACCAAUCUUGCGAUUGCCAUCGCGGCAGGAAUAAUCUUGUCGGCAUUGGUUCACGCCUGGGACAGUGGCGCCCACGUUGACGCAGACGUGGAACUAAAGGAUAUGAUCAUUAAUGGAAAACGAGUCAACGGUGUCAAGUAUGUCCACAUUCGCGGGGCAAUAUUUUUUUCUUCCACGCGCAAGUUUGUCAACAUGUUUCACAUUGGCGAAGAUCCCGACACGGUCAUUCUUGACUUGAAGGACGCCCUCGUUAUUGAUCACUCUGCAGUUGCCGCUAUUCAAGGCCUCACGCACCGCUACGGUCUUGCUGGAAAGCGUGUCAUUAUCUUGAAUAUUGGUGGAAAAUGCGUCGGUCGAAUGCGUCGAACUCACGGAGAUCAUGACAAAUUCCACGAACAAAUCUCGCACAAGGUACAGGAUAUCGAAUGCCAGAUGAAAGCGGACAAUGGUAGUGAAAGUAGCGAUUUUGAAUCUGAGACUGCCAGCAUCAAGAACAAGGUACGAGACCUACAAGAUCUAAAAAUGUUCCAAACCAAUUUGGAUGGCAUCGACAAGGAGAUCGAGAAGCUCGGUCGCGAAGAAAAUCGCUACAGUGUACAGUCGCUCGAGGAUAAGAAGUCUUCGUAAGCGAUACACCAUAGAGAGCUCGAACGAAGGAUUCAGUAUAAUAACGGCACUCAAGCUUCAAAUUUAAAGGAUUGAACAAACAUCUCCAUUUUUCAGCCAAGUUUCAUCUAGUCUCUGUCCAUAUACAACAUCAUUUCACAAACAAGUACAUAUAACGAAAGGCUUGCCUCUAAUCAUUAAUUUUAUCUGUCG
Messenger RNA from Pseudo-nitzschia multistriata, 2945 nucleotides. NCBI's taxonomy places the organism in Eukaryota, Bacillariophyta, Bacillariophyceae, Bacillariales, Bacillariaceae. The record is from the annotation of a GenBank genome assembly.